AGCUACAGAGCAAUGCAAAUCUGAAUUGUAUGCCCCUUCCCAUCCCAAGUCACUGUGGAAGAAGAAGGAAGAUCCUUUCUUUCACAUUCACAAUUCACAAAUCCCUUUCUUCUUCUUCUCCUCUCAGAAUCUCACUUUCAAUGUUCCACUCUUCUCUCAAUAACUACUCUAUCUCUUCAAUUUUUGCCUAUUCAUCUUCCAUUCCAACACACCCUCACUUCUGAAUUUUCCAAUUCUGAGCUCAAUCUACCUGUUUCAGAUCUCUUCUCUCAUGUUUGAAUCUUAAUUUCGAAUGUUUUUUUAGGUUUCUGGUCUGAAAAUGGAGAUUUCCGGUGCUGGUUGUUCUCCUAGGUUCAGGUCUGAACAUUUAAGGAAAGAUGGAUCCGAGGAAAUUCCUGUCCGAGAACACUCUGAUCUUGGUGUUCACAAUUAUGAAAUCCAAUCAAUGAAUGCUUUGGAUAUUCUCAGAGAAACCAUAAGGAUUCUUAGGUUUAAUUCAUGGGCUUUCAUGGCAAUCACUGUUUUGCUUAUUUGUCCUGUUUCUGCUGUUCUUUUGUCUAAUGUCACAGUGGAUGAGUCCAUUGUCAAAAAUCUCACUAUUAGGCUUAUGUUGGUUGCUAGGACUAGUGGUCUCCCUUUGAGAUCUAUCAUCAAACAAUCGUGCCAGCGUUUCGCGGAGAUGGUGAUUUCCUCGGCUUCGUGUUUCCCUUUGUAUGCCACAUUGUUGUUGUUGUCGAAAGCCGCGGUGGUUUAUUCGGUAGAUUGUACUUAUUCGAGGAAGAAGUUUGAUGUUUCGAAGUUUUGUGUGAUUAUUGCGAAGUUUUGGAGGAAGAUAUUGUCGACUUAUAUGUGGGCUUGUACGAUAGUAAUUGGUUGCAUUACGUUGUUCUGCGUGUUUCUUGUUGCAUUCUGCAGCGCGUUGUCUGUUCUUGGGUUUUCUCCGGAUGUGGUUGUGUAUGCAGCAUUGGUGGUUGGGUUAGUGUUCUCUGUUGUCUUUGCGAAUGCCAUUAUCAUUUGUAACAUUGCAAUGGUGAUCACUGUGCUGGAGGAUGUUUCGGGAGCACAGGCAAUGCUGCGGUCGAGUAUUUUAAUCAAGGGUCAAACUCAAGUGGGUUUGCUGAUAUUUCUUGGAUCAACAAUAGGAACGGCCUUUGUGGAGGGGUUGUUUGAGCACAGAGUAAAGACACUGAGCUACGGUGAUGGAUCUUCGAGAAUGUGGGAAGGGCCACUCUUGGUGAUAAUGCAUUCGUUUGUGGUGCUUAUAGAUUCCAUGAUGAGUGCAGUUUUCUAUUUCAGUUGUAGAUCUUUUAGCAUGGAGAACUCAGAAGGUGAAGGGAACUCCAUUUUGGAAACUAUGGCCAUUUCUGCUGAAACAAUGGGCAUUCAAUGACAAUGCCAGUGUGAUUUUGAUAAUAUUGAUCGAGUUAAUAAGAUCAAGAGGGAAGCUGCAAGAGAUCGUUCUCAGCAAAUUGUAUUUGAUUCGCGAGAAGCUUGAACAGUGCUUCUUCAGAACAUUGGAUAUGAGAGCUAUAAAGAGUGGAUACUUUGAAAUGAGAGAAGUAGCUGGGUAAACAAUGUUUUUUAGUUAUUUUGCAGGGAAAGUGCUUCCUGUUGUUAUUUUACAUACAUGUAGAAUGUUUUUGUUUUUUGCAAUUGCAGUAGAAAAGCUAAUACUUUUGUAAACAAAUUGGAAGAUGUUAAAUUGAAUCCAAGCACAACUUUAUUGUUCUCAGGUAAUACAAAAUUACUUCUGAUUGUAGAA
Molecule: messenger RNA, 1762 nt
Organism: Lotus japonicus
Lineage: Eukaryota; Viridiplantae; Streptophyta; Magnoliopsida; Fabales; Fabaceae
Exons: 1
Coding region: 320-1390 (356 amino acids)
Source: RefSeq, a predicted model, not a curated record